AUGAUGAAGGGAACUUGGUCACUUGGAAAGCGUCCUAAUAAGAGGCACACGUUGUCCCACUGCUGUGGCUCUAAAUUCCGCCAUCUUCAGAAGUUGACCCGUGGCAAAUGUGGCUACCCUGACAAGUGCAAGAGAAAGUAUAACUGGAGUGUGAAGGCUAACAGAUGAACUAGGACUGCUGGUCAAACGGGACACCUAAAAAUCAUAAACCACAGAUUCAGGCACGGAUUCUGUGAAGAACCAACUCCUAAGCCCAAGAGGACAGUGGCUACAGCCUCCAGUUCAUCUUGA
Sciurus carolinensis (gray squirrel) is the source of this 291-nucleotide messenger RNA. Its product is annotated as 60S ribosomal protein L37-like. Gene Ontology annotation, molecular function: structural constituent of ribosome; RNA binding. Gene Ontology annotation, biological process: translation. The record is from RefSeq and is a predicted model, not a curated record. Lineage: Eukaryota; Metazoa; Chordata; Mammalia; Rodentia; Sciuridae. Gene Ontology annotation, cellular component: ribosome; cytosolic large ribosomal subunit.